Messenger RNA from Lonchura striata (white-rumped munia), 1354 nucleotides. It is a transcript of the gene TMEM45A, whose product is annotated as transmembrane protein 45A. NCBI's taxonomy places the organism in Eukaryota, Metazoa, Chordata, Aves, Passeriformes, Estrildidae. The record is from RefSeq and is a predicted model, not a curated record.
CCGGGGGCUGCGGGACCCGAGCGGGAGGAAGGCGAGGGACCCCGAGAGGAAGGUAUUGCCUAUCAGAAAACCAUGGGCAAUUUCAAAGGGCACGCCCUCCCUGGGAGCUUUUUCCUUCUUUUUGGCUUGUGGUGGUCAGUGAAGUACCCACUGAAGUACGCCUGCAGAAAAAACAAGAACGCUUGCUACCUCGGCUCCAGGGCAGGCUUCCAGCGCCUGGAGUUCGUGGAGGGCAUCAUCAAAGCUCUCUUUGCCCUCAUUGGGAUGGUGGCUGAGCAGUUUGUUCCCGAUGGGCCUCAUCUGAAGCUGUACAACUACGAGAAGAAGCACUGGGACCACCUGAUGAACUGGCAGCACGCCACCAUGUACCUGUUCUACGGCAUUUCGGGGCUGGUGGACGCCGUGGCUCACGGCACCAGCGCGCUGCCCGCGGCCGUGGACAGGAUGGUGCUGUCCCUAGCAGUCUUCACUGAGGGUUUUCUCUUCUGCUACCACCUUCAUGGGAGAGCCAUGCUGGAUGUUCACGUUCAUCAGUUACUGCUAUUUGCUAUCUUUGGAGCUGCUGCCUGCAUAUUUUUGGAAGUUUUUUUCCGUGGCAGUAUCGUGCUAGAGAUGCUCCGUACAAGCCUCUGCAUAUUACAAGGCAGCUGGUUCUGGCAGAUUGGCUUUGUACUUUAUCCUCCAAAUGGAAGCCCAGAGUGGAAUCAAACAGAUCACACUAACAUGAUGUUCCUGACCAUGUGCUAUUGCUGGCAUUAUGCUUUUGCUUUUCUUAUACUUGCAGUGAAUUACACAAUUGUCAGCUGGGCGGUCCGUUCGAAGGUGAAGCAGUCCCAGCCCAUGGAAAUGGGUUUACUGAAAACGUCUGAACGAGAUCAUGAGUCAGAAGAAGAAAUUUAGAAUGAGUAUGGCUUGACCAGUUUGCCCACUCCAACCAUUAGGCUAAUUGAUACCUCAUUUCUACAUUUUUUGCCAUCUUAUUAAUUUUUUAUUAUGACCUGCUUUGCAAAUAUCAAUCCUCUGUGAUGUCUACAUCUACACAGAAUUUUUUUUUUGUGAAGGGUAAGAUAGAUAUUGGUUCAUGGUUGUUGCACUAGUUACUUGUUUAUCACAUGCUUCACAGAAAAUCAGACUAGUAUUAGACAGACUUGUCAUGGAUGAGGUGGCACAAUGAAGUUUUUAUGUUUGCCUUAUUAAAAGCUCAGCAAAACGUUUUUCAGCCGCUGCUGGACAUGAAGUUUCCUUAAUCAGGGUGUCUAAAUAUGUGUGUUGGUUGUCCUGCAAGUGCCUGUGGAUAAAUAAGUGUGCAGACCUGGAUCACAGUAGAACAAGAUAAAGAAACCUCAGUCUUGCA